Molecule: messenger RNA, 3355 nt
Organism: Paramuricea clavata
Lineage: Eukaryota; Metazoa; Cnidaria; Anthozoa; Malacalcyonacea; Plexauridae
Source: the annotation of a GenBank genome assembly
GUUUUUCCCUAUGUUCGUACCAGACGUGAGCUUAAUGCAAUUUCUUUACAUUGCGCGAAUCCUGGUUGUUCCUGGCAUGGAGAUUACGAGCAGCUGGAGGUGAGCUGGUGGGUGGUAGGAUUAAGACAGAGGGAAGGAAGGGGGGGGCAAGGGAAGGAACUAGUUACAGAGGGAAGGAGAAAGGACGAGGAGAAGAGAGCAAAAAAUAAUGAAAUGAGGGAGAGAGGGAUUGAGGGAAAGAGGAGAAAGAGAGGGAGGAGGCCCUGGAUGGAGGGAAGGAAUUAAUUGUACCUUGUUGAAUUUUACAUGUCACGUUAUUCCAAAUAUAAUUUUAUUGAAAAGAACGUCAAAAAUUAUAGCACAUCUUUUUCCAUAAGUAUCUUUUCCAUUUUCGAGUUAUUGAUGUUAGUUUGAUAUUCUUACGUCACAUUCCGUAAUUGUUUAUCUUCUAUUGAACUAUCUUUUCUAUUUUUGGCCAGGGUUUGCCCGAAAUAUCAACGACUUUUUAAGGGACUGGAAUAAAAAUCUAGCCAAUCAUUAUUGAUCAUUCAGAAACUCGUAUCAUAUGCCCUCUAAUGUGUUUUCAUUUUCACUCCGAAAGUAGUAUCCCUCUUGGAAUAUAGCGGUGCCGUCUUUAAUUCAAAAGUGAUAGGGUUUUUCCGAAUUGUACUUUAACUAGAUACGAAUGAAAUGCAAUAAUUUAAUUUUCCGUAUUUAGGGUCAUUCUCAAGUUUGUGAACAUGCUUUGAUCACAUGCGUCCAUUCCCAAUGCCAGAUGAAGUUACAACGCUCGGAUAUGGAUGAACAUUUAAAAAGCGAAUGUGAAUAUCGGGAUGUGAAAUGUGAUUAUUGUGGGCAAGAUGUCACCUUUGCCUCGAUGAAGGUAAGAAUAAUAUUUUAUAGAAAACUAUGAUUUAAUUUUCAAUCACGCGAGAAACUGGCCAAUUGAGUUCAGAUCUUGGUACAGCCCAAGAUGUUUCAUUGAAUAUAUUAACAUUAAAAAACAUAAAUGUUUAUAAGGUCAACUUACUAUUUUCUUAUUGUAGAGGUUCCGAUUUUACUUCCGCUGCCAUUAAUGGACUUUUAACCAAUCAGAUGCGUUUGAUAUACCCGAUUAACCAAUCAGAUGCAUAUACUAGGCUAGUGAAACGUAGUGAAGCGGUAGAGGAAGUAAAAUCUGAACCUUUCUAUUAUGGCAAAUUCGCUCGAAAAGUCAGAUAUGACCAAAUCGAGAGAAAAUGAUGUCUGAAGUUCAGUAAGUUUUGUUUAUAUGGCUGUAAAUAUGGCGUCAAUUUUAAAGCAUCAUUGAUAAUUGUAUUUUAAUUGACAAUUUUUAACUAUUAUUUUAUGUUUCUCAACCGGCAGAUGCAUUUAAAAAGGUAGCUAACUCUAUAAACUAGAGAAUAAAGCUAAAACAAAGUAAUUUUGAGAGGAACGCCAAAAAGAUUUCAGGUUUUGAACACUUUUCAUUGCAAAUACGUGACAUUGAAAAAAAUUGCCUCUUAAAGAAAAUUGUAAUUGACGCCGAAGUUUGGCGUCAUUUAUGAAAAAUGGGAAAAGUCGCUAAAAAUGGACGAAAAGUUAAGGCUAUAGCCUUACUUUUUUGCUGUUUUUUGGCCACCUAUGAAAAAUGGAAAAAGUCGCUAAAAAUAGCCCGCGUGCAGGCCCAAGGGAACUGAUAGUGGACCUGCAAGCAAGGCCCGGUAUUUUGUAAAACGCCCCUUUUCAUAACACGUCCCAUUCGCGCGUCAAUUGUCAAAAAAGAACCAAUGACAGCACCCAAAUAUUAACAAACAAACUCGCAUUAAAAUGUUGCGGAGUUUUCUCUGUUUAUUCAGAACAUAAACAAUGUGUAAAUGGCAGCGUUUUAACUCCAAAAAAGCAAGCAACGCAAUCAGUAAUUGCCAAAUUUGCAAGUGCUCAUUUUCAACUAAAAUCCCGCGGAACAGGCAAAUUAGGACGAAUUUCAACAGAAAACCAAUCUUAAACUUCAAAUCGUGAGGGAAGUCGUGCGACCACAUUAGCAUUUAUAUUAUGUGUGCUUCGCUGUCGCCAUUGGCAUUGUUAUAAAUAAAUUGCCUCACUUAUCAGAUCGUGUGUGCAAUUCUUGUUGGCGGCAGAAAGUACGAAAUUUAUUUCAGUUAUUUCAUUUGGUAAAGAACUCUACAAAAGAAGAGAGCGUUCAGAGUCCAGAUCGUUUCGUUUCAAACGGCAAUUUAAUACCGUCUUCUGUUUCGCUCUCUCAGCGAAGCCUUGUAAAUCGCAAAGUGUUUCGAAUAGGCUUACAUGCAACUGCAUCUCAACAUCAACCAAAAGAUAAUUUUCUUGAGGAACAUAUAACGUAUCAAGUCUGUUUGAAAUUAAUGAAACUCAAGUAAAGGUUACUAUAGUUCACCCCAGUCGUAAUGUUGCUAUUCCAACACCUCACGACAAGCAAUCCCCAUUGGCAUAACGGCAAAAACAUCUCUUCCUUCAAGUAAACAAUAAACAGUCUGUUCUUGUUCCAUUUAUAAUCGAAAAAAGUGAUCAAUUUUCGAAUUUUGAGCUUAUCGAGAGCCUUUGUGAUGAAUCACUGACCUAAUUAUAGAAUCCAACAGCAAACAGCCAAUCAGAAUGCCACGUUCGUGGGCGAACGCGGAAAGUACAAAAUUGCCCACUAUCACCACUUUAGUAGCCCGCGUGCAGGCCCACUAUCGGUUCCCUUGGGCCUGCACGCUGGCUACUAAAAAUGGAUUCUCGAUCCGAACUGCGAUACAUACAAACACGAGGCGAAAUGGGUCCUACUAAAGAAUGCCCGGGAACAUUCGUUGAAUGCCCGGGAGUCGGGAUCAAUUAAGAAUGCCCGGGGGAAAUUACGUUAAUAAUUACGUUUAUAGUUACUAUUAAAAUCCGCACUUAUUUGAUGAAAGAUUAAAUGAUUCUUGUAAUAUAUGGCAUUACAAAAUAGUGACAAUACUGUUCACGGCUGUCACAAAAGAAUGGCCGGGAGUCGGAAAUGAAUGCCCGGGGUAAAAUUACGCAAAUAAUUACGUUAGUUAAUGAUAAAAACGUUUUUUAAUGAAACUUUGAAUGUUUUAAUGAAACUAUUGUAGUAUAUGGCAUUGUAAAAUGAAUAAACCCAGAUAAACCCAGUAAGUCAAGUCGUGUUCUGUAGUUGGCUUCAAACAAGUUUGCUCAUUUAUGCUCACUCUUUGUCUAGAAACACACUGAUACGAGCUGUGAAGGUGCACCCGUGACUUGCAGAUACUGUAAGGAAGAUGUCUUGAGAAAAGACAUUGAAAAACACGAGAGAGACGAUUGCGAUGAGGCUCCGACGACUUGCGAGUUUCAUGCUGUAGGAUGCAACCAUACUGAG